AUGAGGAGAGCUAACUUGAAGGUAGUAAAAGUUAUUUUUUGGACUGGAAUAUUUUGCUGGUAGGUAACCAUAUCCAGUAGUUACACCAGGAAGUCCCAAUUACAAGUGGAAGAGGAGGACAUCGAAAAACUAGAAAUCAGGAUUGACUUGUGGAACAAUGGAAACUUGGUCCAAGAUAUUUUCUUGGUUGAGAUUAAGUUUCCUGUGAAUGUAUUAAGAAAUGAUUUGUCUCAUCAAGCCUGGUACUUGCUACAGCCAAGAGACAAUGGAAACAAGACACCCAAAACUGAUGACCUGGGGUCUCUUCGAUUGCAUAUAUGCUGCACUGAGGACUAUGUGCUUCCUUCAGAGCACUGCGGUCCUUUGAAAACUUUGCUGCUAAAAUCACCGGAUGUUCAGCCAAUAUCUGCCUCGGCUGCUUACAUUUUGGGUGAAAUAUGUGGAGACAAAAAUGAUGCUGUUUUGCUGCUUGUCCGGCUGUUGCUUCACCAUGAUAAACUUGUUCCUUUUGCCACUGCAGUAGCUGAAUUAGAUCUAAAGGAUACACAAGAUGCAAACACAAUUUUUAGAGGAAAUUCUUUGGCCACCCUGUGUUUGGACGAGAUGAUGAAAAUAGUGGGAGGUCACUACCUGAAAGUAACAGUAAAACCUGUUCUAGAUGAGCUACAAGCUAUAUGUGAAUCCUCAAAAUCUUGUGAGAUUGAUCCUAUUACAUUAAAAGAAGGAGAUAAUGUAGAAAGCAAUAAGGAGAAUCUGCGCUACUAUGUAGACAAAUUAUUCAAUACAAUAGUGAAAUCAAGUAUGAGCUGCCCCACUGUAAUAUGUAAUGUCUUUUAUUCUCUAAGGCAAAAGGCUAGUCAGAAAUUUCCAAAUGACCCUCAUGUUCAGUAUUCUGCAGUGAGCAGCUUUGUGUUCCUUCGUUUCUUUGCUGUAGCCGUAGUAUCACCUCAUUCUUUUCACCCAAGUCCCAAUAUAACAUCAACAGCAAUUUGCAAUAUUGUGGAAUUUAUCUCAAAAACCAUUCAAACUUUGGGAAGCUGUGGGAGUCUGUCCAAAAGCAAGUCAAGUUUCAAAGAAGCAUUCAUGUGUGAAUUUUUCAAGAUGUUUCAAGAAGGGCACAUCAUAGCAGUUAAAAAGUUCUUGGAUGAAAUUUCAUCUACUGAAACUAAAGAAUCAAGUGGUACAAAUGAAGCUGUGCACUUGAAAGAAGGUAAGAUGUAUAAGAAAGCUCAGGGAAGAACUUGGAUUGAAAAAAGGAAUUUCAAGAAACAGUGGUUCUGCUUGACCAGCAGAGAGCUCACCUGCCACAAACAGCCAGGUAGUUGUGUUUGCGCUUUAUUACUGAUUGGUCGCCCUAGCCCUAAGGGCAGAUUUCCUUUUCACCUCUCAGUGUUACUCAAGUGA
Molecule: messenger RNA, 1404 nt
Organism: Ochotona princeps (American pika)
Lineage: Eukaryota; Metazoa; Chordata; Mammalia; Lagomorpha; Ochotonidae
Product: ras GTPase-activating protein 2-like
Exons: 13
Biological process (GO): regulation of GTPase activity
Source: RefSeq, a predicted model, not a curated record